GCUAUCAUAUCACAGACUAUGGAUUGAAUCAAGUGAAAAUGUUGAUCCUUUGUCAUAAAAUAAACCGAAUGAAUGCAUUCUGAUAAUGUUCUUAAUAGAAAAACAAACUCCAAAGGUUAAUGAAACAUGUCAUGACGUGAAAGACGACUAAAAAUUUGUAUAAGGAGAUGUUUGUUAAUUGCUUAGAUUUUGGAAAAUUUUGAUGAGUAGCAUUCAGUAAAAUCUUUAUACCUUUUGAAGAGAAAUAGCUAUCGACCUCGGGCUUUCGCUGAUCGAUAGAGGUAAAGCUAGGCUAUCUAUUUAUUAUAUUAUAGUUUAGAAAAUGUGUUGUUUUCAAAGGGGAUUAAGUUCAUCUUUAAAACAAAUGCUGUAUCCCAUAAGAAAAGCAACUGGAUUUUUUCGUGGACUUUAUAAAAAGAUGCAGUAAUAUCGACUCUAGAUAGUGCUGAAAGCUCGACUCAUUUCUCUCUUUUUGUUUUAAAGUUAUUCAAAAAAUGCCCACGGCCAUUUAACUCUGAAAUGGACAUUAGUAUAGUUUGCGAAAAGUGUAGGGCAUCUUUACUGCAGUCACACUGAUAUAUUUUGUGUGUUGAUUUUCUCUGCAAAUCGAAUAUACUAUUUUUUUUUCGUGGUCUGAGGAUAUUGCUGUGUCAGUGUGAGUCGCGCGGAUUUCUUUUGAGUGUUACUGAUAGAGUAACAGAUUAAAUGAACGAAUGGUAUAGCCAGCAGUAUCACAAUGAUACCAACAGCACUGUAUACGCCGACACAGAUGUGCACAUUAAUGUUGACACCAGCACAAAGCCAUUUGCAAACGCCAGAUGCUACCUUUUACAAAACGUCUGCAGCAAUAAACAACUACCGAUGCAGUGAAAUAUUCAGUCGAGGGUUAAGCGAGUCACACAGACGAGCGUUACUUGUUGUUUUCUGUAGUUAGUAAUAGGCUUCACAAAUUCUUAUGCAUUCUAAUACCAACAAUCGAUUAUAAUAAAAAUAGCUCAAUAUUCUUUUGUCCUUUGAUAUCAUCAAUACCUAUGCACAUGGAAAAAACACGUGCUGCAUCAUCACAUGUUUUUUUUCUUUCUCAUUCCUUAUCUCACAAUGUAUUUCUAUUGUGCAUUUGAUUGAUACAAUUUACAUUAUUCUUGACAGUUUCAAUGAUCAUCUAUCUCAUUAUCUUAUCAUUUCAAACUAUAAUCAACAAAGAGAGAAAUAAUGUAUGACUCAAGCACACAAUCAUCUAUUGCUAAAAAUAAGACGCUUGUUUCGUAUCAAAGGUUGUCAUAUGAAUGCCUACGGACAUUUUUCUUUUGAAUCUACUAAAUUUUCUUCAAUAUUUCGGAUUUUUUUUUCAAUAUUGUAUGCCAUAAAAAAAUACUAUUUUUGAUGGAAUUAAUUAGAAGAAUUUUACUUACAACUACUUGCACCAUAUCGAUCAAUUCAUCAAUGUAAAACAUAUUGUAUUAAUCACUAUAUGACUAUCGAAGAAAUUGAUAAUUUGAUUCUUAUAGCUCAAACAACACAUCAUUUUAUUUUUGAUACAGAGUAUGACUAUCGUACAAAUCAUCUGGCUCUGAUUCAAAUAUUUUUUAUGCUUGAUACACAACAAAUUUCUCCAUUAUUAAUUGUCGAACUGUUUUUUAAAAUUUGGUUUGAUGAAUGGUUACAAUGUUCAUUAUUAAUUAAAGAUGAUACUAUAGAUACAAAUAAUGAUACAUUAAUCAUUACUGCACCUGUUAAUGAUCCAACAUUAUUUCUAUCACCCGAAACAAUUAAUCGAAUUAAAUUAAUAAAAAAUGAAGUCUGGGGUCUUCAAGAUUUGAUCGCAUAUAUAUUUCAUCAAUAUUUAUCUAAGAAAUAA
Molecule: messenger RNA, 1858 nt
Organism: Rotaria sordida
Lineage: Eukaryota; Metazoa; Rotifera; Eurotatoria; Philodinida; Philodinidae
Source: the annotation of a GenBank genome assembly